Molecule: messenger RNA, 2991 nt
Organism: Fulvia fulva
Lineage: Eukaryota; Fungi; Ascomycota; Dothideomycetes; Mycosphaerellales; Mycosphaerellaceae
Product: Nucleoporin NUP84
Exons: 2
Coding region: 1-2991 (996 amino acids)
Biological process (GO): post-transcriptional tethering of RNA polymerase II gene DNA at nuclear periphery; protein import into nucleus; mRNA export from nucleus
Cellular component (GO): nuclear pore outer ring; nuclear pore
Molecular function (GO): structural constituent of nuclear pore
Source: RefSeq, a predicted model, not a curated record
AUGGCGCCGGCCACGCGCAGACAAACCGCUGGUGCAAGCAGCGUCAAGAAGGCACCUCCCGCCCGCAAACCUCGUGCGACACGACAAGCACCACCUGCGUCUGAGGAUUGGAACUUCAUCUCUCGAGGAGGCUCAAGUCGCGAAGACACAAACGACCAAGAGAACCACACGCCCGACUUCGACAUGGACGGCCGGAACGGAGGCACGAUAGAACCGACUCGCGAACUGCCCGAUGUCAACGAAGCGGUGCGGCCUUUGCGCGAGAUGGCAGAGAGAGUUGGCGCCGAAGUCGAGUCGUUUGCGGAGACGCUCGACCAGUUCUUGGACAACCUACCGACGCGCAACAAGUUCGAUGCUGUGCUGGAGCUGGCGGACCAGUUCAAGGGUUACGCGCAACAUGUCGCGACCAGGUUGAAAGAACAACACGAGUCCGCGGCGAGACGGGAGCGUCAGAAGGAGUGGGAGCAGAAGGCCAACAUCUCGACACAGACUACUGCGUUUGGAGCGGCAUCGAGUACUACGUUCGGGACUACGACGACAGGCAAGACGGCGGAGCAGGUCAGACAGAUGCGGCAAUGGCAGCAGGAAGCCGACAUCUGGGAGCUGUUCCGCAUUAUGCUCGAGCAACAUCACAACCCUGACCUGCGCUCCAUACAGCAGGAGAAGGAAGACAAGUUGCGCUCGCUUGGUGAUGUGCAUCGCUUUACGCCUGAGAAGGACAUCUGGGAGCGCUUCCUGGUCGAGGAUGAUCUGGCUAAAGAGCGCUCGGUGGUGAAGAGAUGGCUGGAGCAAACAGCGGAGCACCAAGAGAGCGAUAUUCCCGGUAUCAUGGAAGAGCUUGAGAAGAAGGGCGGUGUAAGCAAGGGACUGUGGACCAACGGCUGGGUGCAUACACGCGUGAAGAUCAAGGGCGAGAAGAGGCUGCGUACCUGGCCAAACAACCCGGGUGCUGCACUGCCCCAGAUCACGCGCGCAGAUGACGGUGCGCUACUAGUCACGAAUCUGGAUCCGGAUUCCCCUUUGCGUCAAGGACGCAAUACUGAGAAGAAGGAUGCAUUCGCUGAGAAAGCCAUAUGGAUUGCAUGCUGGGAGAUGUUGAGGCGCGGACAGUCCUGGGAGGAUAUCAGCAAGUGGUGCAAGGAGCGUGAAGAAGGCUGGCGUGCGCUCAGCAUGGGCAACGUUGAACCGUCUGAAGCUCAUUCGCUGGCCACAUGGCGGAACAUGUGUUAUGCAGCGUCAACACAAAACGCGGGUCUGGCCAACCCCUACGAAGCAGCGGUAUAUGGACUGCUUGGAGGAAACGCCGACGCUGCGCAAAAGGUGGCGAAGACUGUUGACGAGAACCUCCACGUCUACUACAGCGCAGCACUGGUUCGGCAAUUUGAUCUCUACCUCGAGAUGCACUAUCCUGACAGAGGCCCAAAGAAUACCCGGCAGUCUGCAGACCUAUCGAAAGACCCGGACACGCAGAUCAUCGAACUGAUCAUGCAGCUUCGCAAGAAGCCAACUACAGGGAGGGAAGCUAUACAGCCGAUGAAGAUCAUCCAAAGCUACCUGCUUGCCAACGAUGUUGGAAGCCUCAUCCACACUCUAGGCUUUGCGAUCGCCUACACAGCGCGUCAAAGAGGCGAGGCGGACGCCAUGAUCCUCGACCUCAAGCCGUUCUGGGAAGAGGACAGGAACCAGCCAGAAGCAGAAGUUGCACUGAGCUCACAAACACUGCGAAUCGCGACACACAUGGGCAUCAUGAUACGCCUGCUUGCCGGUGAGAGGGCCAAGAAAGAGAACCACGAACGCGAAGCUGAAGAGAAUGUCUAUGUCGCGUAUAUACAGGAACUUCGAGCAGCCGGCAAGCGUGAGCUCAUUCCGCUCUACGUCUCGAGAUUGCACGCCAGCAGAUACAUCAUAACGAUGGCUGAGAUCCUUGGAGACAUUACCUCUUCGACGGAACAGAACAUGAUGCUGAAGCUGAUGCGGCAGUACGAGCUCGACAUCAUCAAGAUCAUCAACGAGCAAUUGGCCUUCCUGAUGAACAGUCACAUGGCGACUACCCUCGAACCCGACGUACGUCGAUCGGCCAGGAUAUUUGAACCGGCAGACGAUGCGACUUUCUAUCCAGGUCAGCGCAUCAUCCAUGGCUUCUUCUCAGAAGUGCUUCAAGAAGGAGAUGAGGCCAUUGUGCGUAGUCUGCGAUGGUUCAGUCUCGUCGAGGGAUACUGGCAGGAUACAUUCAGUGCACUUUCAUUUGCGCUUCGGAAGUGCUUAGUCUCUGGCCGCCUCGCUUGCGCCUCGGAAAUCAUCAAGGAGUAUCCCUACGAUACUGUAGCCCUUCGCAAAGCCUACCAAGUCCUCGGCCGCUCCAUCAACCCCUUUGACUACGAAGGAGAACCACCGUGUAGCCGAUCGACAUGGGAGACCCUCAAACGCACAUCACGCUGCUACUACGAGCUCGAGAUGCUCACCCACGCUCUAGUGGCCUUGGAUGACUGGCGCAAGAAGGAAGCAGAAUACACCCGCAAAAUCCUACGAAUGUCCGCCGCGCCCCAAGACCUCAAGACCGCAAAGGACCAAGUCGACUCAGCAAUGUCCGACGUCCUAACCCGCAACCUCCUCACCCACCCCGUCACUAGCGACGAAGAGAAAGACCUCCGCAUCGUGCGGAGGGAGUACAUCCCCGAAAUGAUCAUCGCCUACAACACCGUCCUUCACUCUGCGGGGAACUUGAUUACCCGCCACAUUCUCGUCGAGAGUAUGGACUUGAGCGUCACGGUUGCGAACGAUCAGUAUGGUCUCAGCGAGAUUAUCCUGGAAGCGGGUAGAAUGCGGGAGCUGAUGAGGAGCUUCGCGAACACGGCGAAGGCAAUGCUUAUCUUGAAGUCUUCGGGGAAGCCGUAUAAGCCGAAGAAGGAUCGGGAGGGGAAGGAUCUGGGGAUUUGGGAGAUUGGGCCGCAGGGGAGGAGCGCGCGCGAGGGUCAGGACGUCGAGCUUUAG